CCUUGCAACACCACUUCAUUGAAUUCUUGCCCACAAUCUCAACUCGCUUCAUUUCUUGCCAUCUCUUUUAUUUCAUGCGAUCAUGCAAUCCGUCCAGCGCCAAUUCGGCAGGUUCAUGAAGCGGUCGGCCGACGACAGCCAAGUGGCUCUUCUUUUAAAGGAUUUUGACCAGGUGGACAAAUUGCUGGAUAAGAUCGUUGAUUCGACUAAGGCCUGGCGCGAUGCGUGGUCUUCACUACUGACCCAUCAAGAUCGUAUGCUCGUCGAGUUCGAGAGUCUAUAUGCUCCGAUCAUCGGGUCAACAGAGCCUACUUCCCACACGCCAGUCCCAACUCCAGAGGCCACGCUGGCGAGGACGACAAAGCUGAAGACGGAAUAUGAGGACUUGACGAGCGAUAUUCUUCACGACUUGGCAGCCAUUGACCAGCAGAUGAUUGCGCCCGCCUCGCAGGCUAAAGAGUGCUUGGUUCCAUUCAAGAAAGCUAUAAAGAAGCGGGAUGAUCGAAAGUUGGAUUACGAACGCCACCAUGGCCGCGUUGAGAACUACUCGAAAAGAACCAAGCGAUCAGAGCGCGAAAACGCAUCCUUGCUGAAGGCGGAGGAGGAUCUGGCGAGAGCAACAGAGGAAUACCAAGCAGCAGAUGAGCAUCUCCGACAGCACCUACCCCCACUAAUCACCGCCGUGUUCUCCCUACUGCCCCGCUUGUUGUCGGCGCAGAUCCAGAUCCAGAACAACAUCCUCGCCAAUUAUUAUACUGUAAUAUACGGCUACUGCGAGCAGCAGCAGUACCCGUUCGAUCCACCCCAACCACUGGAGCAGACCGUUGCGCAAUGGGAGCAAGCCUGCCACCCCGUGCAACAGCAAAUUGAGAGUUUCGCCUGCCUCGCCAACGGAAAGGCUGUCCGGUCAAAUUCGCAACCCUCGAAUGACCGCCGUCCCAGCGUUCCGCUCAACGCACUUAAUCGAUUUCGCAGCAGUCAUAGCACUCCAACGCAGCACGCUCAGUCAGACCAUGAUAAGCCCACCAUCGGUGCUCGAUCGAAAUCGACAUCGAACGCGUUGUCCUCUCAUAGCGCGGAUCCCUUGAGUAAACAUACAUCCCCGUCGUCUUUGACUGAAGCGCAUGCCUCGCUACAUCCAAUGACCGCGUCCCACUCCGCUUCAAAGCCAGAUAGCCUCUCACCACCAAUACCUCUAGCGAGCAAACCAUCAUUGUCCGCUUUGGCGGGUAAGAAAAAACCCCCGCCUCCUCCUCCAAAGCCGCGCAGUGCGUCCUCGAACAUGUUCGUAACAGCGCUCUAUGAUUUCGGUGGACAGGGCGAAGGUGAUCUGGUGUUUCAACAGGGCGAUCGCAUCCGUGUCCUGAAGAGGACGGAUAGUACGGAUGAUUGGUGGGAGGGUGAGCUUCGUGGUGUCAAGGGCAGUUUUCCGGCAAACUAUGUGGAGUAA
Molecule: messenger RNA, 1450 nt
Organism: Aspergillus nidulans FGSC A4
Lineage: Eukaryota; Fungi; Ascomycota; Eurotiomycetes; Eurotiales; Aspergillaceae
Product: BAR and SH3 domain-containing protein
Exons: 4
Coding region: 83-1450 (455 amino acids)
Biological process (GO): actin cortical patch localization; endocytosis
Cellular component (GO): cytoplasm
Source: RefSeq, a predicted model, not a curated record